Molecule: messenger RNA, 2202 nt
Organism: Carcharodon carcharias (great white shark)
Lineage: Eukaryota; Metazoa; Chordata; Chondrichthyes; Lamniformes; Lamnidae
Gene: hspa8
Product: heat shock protein 8
Exons: 9
Coding region: 88-2019 (643 amino acids)
Biological process (GO): cellular response to unfolded protein; protein refolding; vesicle-mediated transport
Cellular component (GO): nucleus; cytosol; plasma membrane
Molecular function (GO): ATP hydrolysis activity; heat shock protein binding; misfolded protein binding
Source: RefSeq, a predicted model, not a curated record
CUCAUUGCGGCGCUGCGGACAUCGCGAACAGCUCUCUCUGUGUAACAACCCCCACCCCCCCCCCCACCGCAACAAACAGCAGGCAAGAUGUCCAAGGGACCAGCAAUUGGUAUUGAUCUUGGGACAACCUACUCCUGUGUAGGUGUCUUCCAGCAUGGAAAAGUUGAAAUUAUUGCCAAUGACCAAGGCAACCGAACCACUCCAAGCUAUGUUGCCUUCACUGAUACAGAGAGGCUCAUUGGUGAUGCAGCCAAGAACCAGGUGGCAAUGAACCCAACCAACACUGUCUUUGAUGCCAAACGCCUUAUCGGCCGCAGGUUUGACGAUGCCGUUGUUCAGUCUGACAUGAAGCACUGGCCAUUCUGUGUCAUCAAUGAUAGUGGCCGUCCCAAGGUUGAAGUUGAAUACAAAGCUGAAAAGAAAUCCUUUUAUCCAGAAGAAGUGUCUUCCAUGGUGUUGACUAAAAUGAAGGAGAUUGCUGAGGCCUAUCUUGGCAAGACUAUUACAAAUGCAGUCAUCACAGUACCAGCUUACUUCAAUGAUUCUCAAAGACAAGCAACAAAGGAUGCUGGUACAAUUUCUGGCCUCAAUGUGCUGCGGAUCAUCAAUGAACCAACUGCAGCAGCCAUUGCUUAUGGCUUGGACAAGAAGGUUGGUGCUGAAAGAAAUGUACUGAUUUUUGACCUGGGUGGUGGUACCUUUGAUGUCUCCAUCUUAACCAUCGAAGAUGGCAUAUUUGAAGUCAAAUCUACAGCUGGUGACACCCACCUUGGUGGGGAGGACUUUGACAGCCGUAUGGUCAACCAUUUUAUUGCUGAAUUCAAACGAAAGUACAAGAAAGACAUCACUGACAACAAGAGAGCUGUUCGCCGUCUCCGCACUGCUUGUGAACGUGCCAAGCGUACCCUGUCAUCCAGUACGCAAGCUAGCAUUGAAAUUGACUCUCUGUAUGAGGGUGUUGAUUUCUACACUUCCAUCACAAGGGCACGAUUUGAAGAGCUCAAUGCAGACCUCUUCCGAGGCACACUUGAUCCUGUUGAGAAAUCCUUGCGAGAUGCCAAGAUUGACAAAGCUCAAAUCCAUGACAUUGUUCUGGUUGGUGGAUCCACCCGCAUUCCCAAAAUCCAGAAGUUGCUGCAAGAUUUCUUCAAUGGCAAAGAGUUGAACAAGAGCAUCAACCCUGAUGAGGCUGUUGCAUAUGGUGCAGCUGUGCAGGCUGCCAUCUUGGCUGGUGACAAAUCUGAGGCUGUGCAAGAUCUACUGCUGUUGGAUGUUACUCCUCUAUCAUUGGGUAUUGAGACAGCUGGCGGUGUAAUGACCACAUUAAUCAAGCGCAACACCACCAUUCCAACAAAGCAAACUCAGACCUUUACUACCUAUUCUGAUAACCAACCUGGUGUGCUGAUCCAGGUGUAUGAGGGUGAAAGAGCCAUGACUAAGGAUAACAACUUGCUGGGCAAGUUUGAGCUGACUGGAAUUCCACCUGCUCCACGGGGUGUGCCUCAAAUUGAGGUGACAUUUGAUAUUGAUGCCAAUGGUAUCUUGAAUGUGUCUGCAGUGGACAAGAGCACUGGAAAGGAAAAUAAGAUCACCAUCACAAAUGACAAAGGUCGCUUGAGCAAGGAAGAUAUUGAACGUAUGGUCCAAGAAGCUGAAAAAUACAAAACUGAAGAUGACCAGCAGCGUGAAAAAGUUGCUGCCAAAAAUGCUUUGGAAUCUUACGCUUUCAACAUGAAGGCUACAAUUGAGGAUGAGAAACUAAAAGGAAAAGUUGGGGAUGAUGAUAAGCAGAAGAUUUUGGACAAGUGUAAUGAAGUUAUCAGCUGGCUAGACAAGAACCAGACUGCUGAAAAGGAUGAGUAUGAACACCAACAGAAGGAGCUGGAGAAAAUCUGCAAUCCUAUCAUCACAAAGUUGUAUCAGGGUGCUGGUGGACCACCAGGGGGCUUUCCUGGUGCUGGCAGUGCUCCUUCUGGUGCCGGUGCAUCGUCUGGUCCAACAAUUGAAGAGGUUGACUAAAGAAAACAGCAUGUCUAUUGGUCAUUCGUGUUUGACUGGGAUUGGCUAAUAAGUGCACUUAGAUCAGUUUACAAGACAUGUAUUUUAAGACUCAUGGAACUGUUAAGUGCCAAAGUUUUUGGAUGCACGUGAACAUCAAUAUAAAGAAUACUUGUCACUCUUAAUAAAACCUUAUGACCAGAA